AGUGAAAUAAAACGUUUAUGAUACUUUGAGAGAAAUUUAUAGUAAAAAUGGAACAAUUAGCUAUAAUAACUGGAGCAAAUACGGGUAUCGGGUUUGCCUUAGCACAACGUUUAUUAGAAGAAUCCGCGGAAUCUAAAAUAUGUCUUAAUAUUUGCUUAUCUUGUAGAAAUUAUGAUAAAGCAGUAAGAGCAAAAUCCCUUUUACUUAGUAAAUAUAAUUGCAGUGCAAAUCAAAUAUUCAUAGAAACUGUUGAUACUAGUUCUAUUCAAUCGGUUUUGAAAUUUACUAAAGCAAUAAAGGAAAAAUUUUUUAAAAUAGAUUAUUUUUACUUAAACGCUGGUAUCAUGCCGGUUUCCAAAGUAGAUUUUUCCCUUUUUUUCACUUUUAAUCUUUUUUAUGUGAUCAAAAUUUUAACGACCGGUUGCGAUAUUUUGAAACAGCUUGACGAGGAUACGCAAGAUGGAAUGAAAUCUGUUUUUCAAACAAAUGUUUUUGGCCAUAUAAUUAUGAUUUUUGAACUUUUAGAAAUUUUAUGUAAAAGUCAAUCAAAAGUAAUUUUUACGGGAUCGAGUGCUGCUAGAGAAGAUUCUUUUUCUAUAGAUGAUAUUGAACAUCGAUUUGGUGCUGAUCCUUAUGGAUCUUCAAAGUUUCUUCUUGACGUUCUUGUUAUUGAGCUUAACAGGCUUUUCAAUUCUAAAGGUGUUUACUUUUACACGUGCUGCCCGGGUCUUGUGAUGAGCCAGGUGACUUAUAAUUUGAUGCCGUAUUGGGUGUGGAACCUCAUUUUGGUCCCCAUUAUUAGGCUGGUUCGUAUGUUCUCCUCUUUUUAUACUUUGGACCCCUUAAACGGCGCAGAGGCAUUACUUUAUCUUUCGAUGAUUCGGAAAUGCGACCAACGCGAGCGCCCCAGCGUUUUUGGGGGGUAAACGGCAUCAAACGGCGGUUGCUUAACGCCCACCCACGGGUUUCUGAGCUGGCUUAUGAAAAAGUCAUGGAGCUUUAUAAGAAAAAGGUUGUUAGCC
This is a messenger RNA of Zophobas morio, 1022 nucleotides long. Its product is annotated as 3-keto-steroid reductase/17-beta-hydroxysteroid dehydrogenase 7-like. The transcript has 13 exons. The coding region runs from base 48 to 926 and encodes 292 amino acids. Gene Ontology annotation, biological process: cholesterol biosynthetic process. Gene Ontology annotation, molecular function: 3-beta-hydroxysteroid 3-dehydrogenase (NADP+) activity. The record is from RefSeq and is a predicted model, not a curated record. Gene Ontology annotation, cellular component: endoplasmic reticulum membrane. Lineage: Eukaryota; Metazoa; Arthropoda; Insecta; Coleoptera; Tenebrionidae.